This is a messenger RNA of Drosophila novamexicana, 10771 nucleotides long. RefSeq lists its product as uncharacterized. The record is from RefSeq and is a predicted model, not a curated record. NCBI's taxonomy places the organism in Eukaryota, Metazoa, Arthropoda, Insecta, Diptera, Drosophilidae. Gene Ontology annotation, cellular component: nucleus; plasma membrane. Gene Ontology annotation, molecular function: guanyl-nucleotide exchange factor activity; protein binding. The transcript is spliced from 16 exons. Gene Ontology annotation, biological process: signal transduction. The coding region runs from base 89 to 8608 and encodes 2839 amino acids.
UGAUGUGUUAAUAUAAAACUUCGUCUCCCUCCUACUGAUAGAUGACGAUAAAAUAAUCGUACGUGUGAAUUGGCAGCUUGGCUAGGACAUGCCCACCAUGACACGGAUGCAUCGGCACUCCAGCUCCAGCGGCGUCGAGGAGACGCGCGGCAGGCGGCGCAAUGCCAGCGGCGAUGCGAAUAAGGAGAACUUUGGCGUCCACUUCAUGAGCAGCCCCUUUGGCAACAGCAGCCUCAUCGCCCUCCAGGACCUGAGCAAUGUGCAUGGCAAGAGUCCGCAGCGGCGCAGCUUCAGUGAGGGCAGCGGCCCGCGUCAGGCGACGCCGCAGCUGGCAGCGCUGCGCUGCCUGCCGCACCUGGGUGCUGCUGCGGCAACGGGCGGCGGCGGCGGCGGCGCUGGCGGUCUGGAGGACUCGCAAUUGUCGUCGUCGCGCAUGGGCGACAUCACGCUGGACCGCAUGUUGGAUGCCAUCAUCGAGUCGGCGCGCAAGGAGGUGCGCUGCAAGCAUCAGACGACAGCGGCAGCGGCGGGAGCCACGCCCGAUUUGACGCUGGGCGACGGCGAGUGGAGCGAGAGCAGCGUCCAUGAGAUGGAGGUGCGCACUCCCACCCACCUCAAGCGACAGCGCGUGGUGCGGCGCAAGAAUCAACACAGAGCCGCAGCCGCGUCCAAUGCGACCAGCACAAGCUCCAAACAGAACGAUGGACGCGCCGAGAGCCAGCGGCAUGUGCUUGGCCAGAAGCUGGCGCUGAGCAAGCCGCCCAGCCUGGAUCAUAUACCUAGCAGCAAGCGUUGCCUGAGCUUCUCCUCGAGCUCCACGUCCAGCGAUCUGGAGGACGAUGAGCACUACGCCAAGCGCAUUUCCAUGGCCUCCUCCUCUUCUACCUCCGCCUCCACCACCACCACCUCCAGCACGAGCAGUGCCGAGUUUCAUCCACGAGGCAGCAUCGAUCUGAGCAUCGCCUACGAUGCCCAACAACAACAAUUAAAUGUACAUGUUAUACGAUGCCGCGAUCUGCAGCGCCUGCACGGCACAGGCAGCAUUAAUGCGUACGUCAAGGUGUCGCUGGCAUCCGGAAAUGCCACCAACAGCAGCAGCAGCAGCGGCAGCAACAGCUCGAGUCGCUUCCAGCGCACGGCCGUCCAUCGGCACUCGAGUCGUCCGUACUUUGAUGAGCGCUUUAGCUACCAUGUUCAGGAUGCCAUGCUGCAGGCGACAAUGUCGGCGUCGGCGUCGUCGUCGACGCAGCUGCAGCUGGCCGUGUGGCAUCGGGAUCGUCAUCUAAAACGCAGCGAAUUCCUGGGUUGCCUCACGUUUCCAUUGAGCGCCUUAGUGCAGCAGAGCCAGAACCAGAACCAGAACCAGAGUGCAACGGGAUCCUACAGGCUGCACGCGCAGGGAUGCCUUCAUAGCUGCCGCAGCAAGCCGCACGCCACAGUCCACGUCACGCCCACAAGCAUCGUCAGCCGUCCGCAGGAGGAGUCCAAGCAGGCGCCCAACGAUAGGCCCAAGGGGGAGCCAGCAGGAGUAGGAGUGCCAGCCAGAUCCGACGCAGUGGCCGUUAUACCCAAGAUGUCAACGAUGGCGGCACCACUGAAACCAAAUGCCGCCACGGCAAACGCGCUGCUCAGCGAUGAUGUCAUCGGCAUUGGCAUCGGCAUCAGCAUUGACAGCAUGGCAGCCGCCGGCGGACCGCUGGGCAAUGGCAGCCGGGAUGAGGCACAGCUGCUACAGUCGCAGUCGCAGCAGCCGAUGGUACUCAGCAAGAAGGCGCUGCAUCAGCGCGAUGCCGAUGAGAAUCUGUUCUUGCGCUUUCUGGAACUGGAUCCGCCCGCCGAUGGCAAUGCGAACAGCACAACCGCAGCGGGCAACAGCACUGGCGGCGCCGCUGCCGGAGCCAGUGCGUCCAAUGCCAAUGCGAAUGCCAGCAAUGCGAACCAUUUAAAUGGCAGCGGCGGCGGCGGAGGAGGAGGAGCUGGCAGCGCGACGCGACGCUGCUCAACGCUGCCCGGCAGCCGGCAGCCAACGGGACGGACGCCGUUCACGAUGACCAAGCGAUUGACGCGCACGGAGGAGCGCGGCUUUGGGUUCUCCAUUGUGUGGACACAUCCGCCGCGUGUGGAGAAAGUGGAGAGCGGACUGUCAGCGGAUCGCUGCGGCAUAUUGCCGGGCGACUAUGUCAUCUUUGUGGACAAGCACAAUGUGGUCACGAUGCCCGAGGCUGAUGUUCUGAAUUUGAUACGAUCGCAGGGCUCGUCCUUGACGUUGGAGAUAUUCAGAAGGUCAGGCGCGGGCGCCAACAUGGCCAGCAAUGCCGCCAACACCAUCAGCACGGCGGUCACAGUCAGCGCCAGCCACAAUCAUCAGCCCAACUCGACUGCAGCUCAGCCCCAGGCACAGCCACAGCCCCAGGUCCAGUCCCAGCUACAGCAGCGGCAGCAUUGCGGCCUGGGCUCGCUGGCGCCCAGCGAGGAGCAGCUAGCCACCAGCGGCACAGUGGUCCAGCGCACGGCCAGUGUGCGUCCCCAGUUAUUGAGCAAUACGAUGUCGCGCCCGGCCACCGCCUGCUCCGGCACCACCUCCUCCAUUGAGGCGGCCAAGCGGCGGCUGCACCUGCCCCAGGUUACGUUCAGCAAGGAGUCGAUUGUGCCCAUAACGGAUAAUCGUCGACGCUUCUUGCUGCAGCUCAUCAGCCGGGAGCAGAACUUUACGGCCGCCAUUCACUUCGGAGUGCAGCGCUUUGUGCAGCCCUUGCUGGACCGCAAGGAUCUAAUAUCGCCGAACGAUCAUCGGACUCUGUUCCAGAACAUCGAUGAGCUGCUGCGCAUUUCCGAGGAUAUACUGGAGCAGCUGUGCAGCAACGAGCAGGAGCAGGAGCCGCACAUGAACUUCGCCUCACGGGUCUAUCUCUCCAAGACGACGGCGAUUUGUGCCGCCUACAAGAAGUACUGCAACGGCAUAAAGCGUGCCGACUGCGUUCUGGUGAACAAGUCCCGGCAGACGGGCUCCGAGUUUAUAGCUUUUAUCACCGAGCCAGCUGUGCCCCGUAAGCGUCCCGACCUGACCAUGUUCAUACACAGGCCACUGCAGCAUUUCAGGGAGAUCCUGAAGCUGAUGCAACUGCUCGCCAGCAAUUGCCACGUCGAUACCGAGGAGCACAAGAACUUUACCACUGUCAUUGGUGAGCUGCAGGCCGCCUAUCGCGAGAUAACCGUCAGCAGCGGCCUGAUGGAGCCCCUGGGCGAGGGUCGACCACUGUUGACGCUGCAGGAUCUGGAGUCGCGCAUGGUGUUCACCAAGUGCAAGCCCUUUACGCUGGCCGUCCAGGGCCGCCAGUGGAUAUUCGGCGGCGAUCUGUCCCGCGUAGAGGGGCGCUCGAUAAAACCCUACUGGACGCUGCUCUUCAGUGACAUCAUUGUGUUUGCCAAGGUCAGUCGGGAUCGCGUGCUCUUCAUCACCGAGGAACCGAUACCCAUUGCCAACGUGGUCGACUCCUGUUUUAAUAUGCGCAAGAAAACCACUGAAUUCCGCCUGACCGUGGAUCCCAAUGGAAGACUGGCUGAAAGUCCGACCGGCUACUGUGCACCGGAUCUAACGCGCACACCCAAGCGCGGCGCCCGGCGGAAGAGCCUCAUCCUGCGCGCACCCUCACUGGAGCUGAAGGCCGUUUGGCAGAAUCUAUUGCAGCGACAAAUCUUUCUGGUGAACGCCGCCCUGGGCUCGACGCCACUGUCCAGUCCGCUGGACUCGCCGGAUGUGCUGAACACGCUGGUGCCGCUGAGCGACAUCGGGAUGACCUCCGCAUCAAUGGGCUCGAUGAAACUGCCCUCGCUGGACAGCAUCAAUCUGAAGCAGCAGAAACAGCAGCAGCGCGGCACUAGCCAUGGCCAUGCCGUGGAGCAGAUCGAGCUGCUGAUCGACGAGAAGUGCCGCAUACUCAACAAGACGGGCACACCGAAAUCGAGCGCCCUGCACUUGGCCAACUGGAUGAAGGGCCAGCUGGACAAGCAGCAGCAGCAGGCGCGCCUGGCGGCCAUUGCGCGCUCCCAGGAGAACAUCAGCGCCGAGGACGAGCAGCUGAUCUUCACCAGCGACAGCGAACAGGACGAGCGCAUCAUCUACUGGACGCGCCAGCAGCUCGAGAAGCGCACCAAGGAACUUAACCUGGCCAAAGAGAAUGGCAUGCUCUCCGCCAAGCCCAAUUUCGGCGGCAAGCGACUCAGCGGCGUCGAGGAGCUCAGCAUGAGCGCCACCUCGGACAUCUACUCGGAGGCGGAGGUGGUCACCAGCCAGAUCAGUCAAUCGCACAGCACCACAUCGGACAGUCAGAUAACCGUGCGAUCCAGUCCCAUUGUGCUCGACAAGUUGGCGGUGUGCCGUCACUGCCAUAAAAAUUGCCAGCAGAGCGCAGGCAGCGUGGGGCGUGGCUCGGCUGGUGCUUCAGCUUCAGCGGCAGCUGUCGGCGGCGGCGGCGGUGGAUCCUCGCUGCUGUGCAACUCGCUGAAGGUGCAGCACAGUCAAUCCUCGCCGAAUCGCUGCUGCAAGCUGAAUGGCAAUGCCGCUGGCAAAGACAACGGCACCGGAACCGGCACGGGCACCGGAACGGGCACGGGCACGGGCACGGGCACGGGCACCGGCAGCGUGACGAGCAUGUCGAGCAGCACCAUCACCGGCGAGCUGUCCUCGAAGGUAGUCGCUAGCAGCAGCCGGCGCGAGACCGGCGACACCGAAAGCGAUGUGGCCCAACUAAUCACCGAUGAACUCUCGCUGUCCCAAUCAGAGGCCACCGAUGACAGCGUCGGCGCCAUGCCCAACAGCAGCAGCGGCAGCGGCGCCCAGCUACGAAUUCUAGAGCCGCAGCAGGCAACUCCUGUGGCCCAGCUGGCCAAUGGCCACUGUUCCGGCGCCUCCAACAAAACCGCAUCGACAUCCGCAUCGGCAUCCGCAUCGGCAACGGGCUCGCCCAGGACGCAGCCACAGCCGCCGCCACGGCGCACGCGCAUCGUGGCGCAGCUGUGCCAGGAGCCAGUGCGUCCGCGCGCCAAUCAACAGGUAAAGGCCAUGGUCACCGUGACGGAAACGGCGCGAAUUAUGCGCACCAGCGAACGUGCCAGCGGCGGCGGCGGCGGAGGCGGCUCCCCAGCCAAGUACACAGCCUGCCACUGUCGCUGCACGCCGGAGGACUUCAGGCAGGCGCAGCUGGGGCCGGACAAGAUGGAGCAGCAGACCUGCAAGCUGCUAGAGUCGCCCAAGCAGCAGGCAGCCGCUGUGCAACGGCUGGAGGAUGAGCAACUCUCCCUGAUGCUCAUUGGCCUGGCGCAGUUUGCGCCCGCCGCAAAGCUCUGCGGCCCAGAGAAACGUGAGCAGAAACUGGCCCCAGACACGCCCACCAUAGCUGUAAUGCCGCCCACGCCAGAUGCGGUGCUGACCAAGACCAGCACACAUGUGUGGGACAACAGUGUCGGCAGCGGAGAGCAAAUCACAACGGCGACAACCUCAACGGCCACGGCCAAGCAGCCGAGGCAGGCGAUCAUUGAGAAUAUACCGGAGGACUCGUGCGAUGAGUCGCCGCUGGAGGAGGAGCCGCCGUAUCGGCCCAUGACCAGUGCGCUGCGUCGCUUUGGCACCAUGUCCAGCCUGGAGAAGCUGCCCUCCGAUGAAAUAGACGACGAGCUCGAGCCGUACGCCCAGAAUGGACUCAACGAGCAUAUCGAAAACGAGGCCGAUAACGAUGGCGAUGACGAUGACGAUGGCAAUGACGAUGACGACGAGGAGGACGACGACGAUGUGGCUGAUGUGGCUGAUGUGGAUGAUGUGGACGACGACGAUGAUGUGGAUGAGGCAACGGCGGACAAGGCGCUGGCACAGAACCUGCCAGAGCUGGCGACCUGCUCCAGCAGCACAAUUCUGGCCAAUGGCGAUGUGCUGGCCAGCGGCGCUUGGACAAAUCGCGCCGGCGCCUUUGUCAGCGACAAGAUGUCCUUUUUCGAGGAGUCGCGCGCCUUCAUUGACAAAUACUUGGGCCGCUGGAAUGCCAACGACCAGCCCUCCCAGACGGCGGCCAAUCAGACCGCCUCCGAGACGGACGAGCAGCUUGACGAGUGCACCUCGGGCGCGACCAGCGGCGAGGAGGUCUGGGGCACACCCACCAGCGGCGGAGACAACGAUGACAUGCAGCUGAUCAAUUCGGAGAACACGCAUUCGUCACCCACCAAGUCGAGCAACUCGCUCAACGACGAUGACGACACUGAGCUGAUGAUGGACGAGCUGCUGAUGGCGCCGCCGAUGACGGCCAGCACCAUACGCGGACUGCUGCCACGACGCCGUCUUGAGCCCCUGUUCGAGGAGGAGACCGAAAGCGACGAAGAGAAAACCCAACAGGACAGCGAUGACAUCAAAAAGGGGGAAGCAACGACAAAUGGCCACUACCUAGAGGAUUCGGGAGCUGGAAGCUCAAGCGACGAGGCAGCCCCAACAGCGGCCAAUCCGAGGCCGGAACCGGAGCCGGAGCCGGAGCCACACUCCAGCGAGGAGCGUCUGCAGCCGAAUUUGGCCACCACACCGCUGGGUCCACGGCCGCUGACCACCCACGCCAGCACCAUGCUGUUGCCCACCACAGCCAUUUCGGCGCCGACGUCGACAUCCAUACGCGCCCAGAACCAGCUGGGCGCAGUGCCUCCAGCGGCACCGCCACCGCCACCGCCACCAGCAGCGGCCUCAUCCUGCGAGUAUCUACUCGAACCGCGCGCGUCUGCGACCACGGCGACAUCAUUGACCAGGACGACGACGACGAUGACGACGAUGACGACGAGUGCGACGACGACGAGGACAACGAGGAUGUCUAUGGCGACGCCGACUAUGCCGCCACCUACGACGACGGCGACGGCGAGUCGGGCUCCCUCAUCGACUACUACAACAACCAGCAGCGGGAGCGGCACUACCAGCAGCGCCGCCAGAGCCAGCGUCAAGCCACCGAGAUUCAUUCCACCGCCGCCGCCGCCUCGUCGUCUGCUGCUCACGCAGACAAAUCUAAGCGCUGCGGCAACCAAAACGCAGCCACCUCAAAGAAAAUCUGGCGCUACUGCUGACAGUGGCUGCUCGGCGGCUGUCGGCGACGCCGCCAACGCUUCGCCCACAAUCGGUACCGGGUCAAGGACAACGCCUGCGAGUACCAGAACCUGUGCACCAUCAGCGGCGAGGGGCCCGGCUGUGUGUCCGGAUCCGGAUCCGGGACCGGUGCCCGGCCCAAAACGCCCAUCGUCAACGAUAAUCGAGACCUGCCUGCUGGGUGCCGCAGUGCCGGCAGGCUCAGCCACUUCAUCAGCAACAGCCUCGAGGAUGGCAAAGCCGAUGCGGAACAGCUCGCAGAGCAGCCCAGCUGCAGCGGCAACGGCAACGGCAACGGGAACGGCCCCGGAGCCGACGCCGGCGGCCGUACCGGGCGCAGUCGGUCCACGUUCUGUGGACGUUGCCCCAGCGCCGCACGUUGGCUGCGGUUUAAGUCCAAGACUGGAAAUGCGCUUGGCGCUCAACCACGACAUUCUCGGGGACGAGGACUUGAUCUGCUACGAGCCUGGUCCAGAUCUAACAACUAUUCUGGGGCACGACCUCUCCACAUUUCAUCGACUGACGGGUCGCGAUUUAUUGAGUCGUUCAGCCACGAAUCGGGUGCAGCCAAAAGAGGCUGUCAUAUCGUACUCUCAACAACGCAACUCCAAGAUGGACACGCCGACGGUGAAUCGGCGACCACGUCCGGCCAUAACAACGGCCGGGGUCGGUCAUCCCGGCCAGAGGAGUCACAGCAGCAGCAGCCACGGAAGCCCGCGCGCCGCUGGUUCAGCUCGUGCCGGCGUCGGUCCACAACGCCAGCAUCCAAGUCCAAAUACAUGGAACAGUUCUGCAUCUGCGGCUCGAAACGGCGCAGGGAGCGCAAGCGCCGCCGACAGCAGCACAAGCUGCAGCAACAACAGCGGCGCGAGCAAAUUAGGCGAUCUGGAAAUCUUAGCGAGACGCGAGAAGAUAUACUGCAUGUCUCAAUCGAGGAGUGGCUGUCGAGCCAGGGCGACAUCCGAGACAACAACGACAACGAAAUUGACAACGAUCCAGACGACGACCAUGACCACGACGAUGGCAACGAGACGCGACUGUUCCUCGCCAGCCACCAACAGGACGACAGCAGCAGCAGCAGCAGCAGUCUCUCUGACGAGGACGAUGAGUACUACUUCGAUGGAUGCGGUGGCAACCACAACAACAACAACAAUGACUGAAGCGUGCCUCGAAACGGAAGUGGGCAAAUCCAACCGUUUAAUCAACUUUAUCAAGCGCCGCAACUCUGAGAUAACCGCCAGCGGCAGCAGCAGCAGCAAUCCCAACAACUCCGACAGCACACUCGGUGGCGACUCGCAGCAGCAGCAGCAGCAGUUGCAGCAGCAACAGUUGCAGUUGCACGGCAGUCAGCAACUGCUGAGGCAGGCGCCGGACAACGCGGAAAUGGCACAAAUGUCGCCGCGCAAAGACAACGACAAGCCCUCGCUGAAUCGCCGCCUGUGGAAGCAAAUCACCAAAAGAAGACGCACCAAUUCCGUAUCCCAGAUAGUCGCUGGCUAAGAAACGGCGACUCCCACACCUCGACCGACACACACUCACACACACACACCCUUACUCUUACAAAUGUCUCUUUCUAUAUAUAUCUCUCUCUCUCUAUCUUGCUCUCUCUCUCUCUCUCUCUCUCGUUCAUGUUUAGAUAGAGAUACAUGGUUGUAUCUGAGUAUCUCCGUUCAGCUGUGUGAUAUUUGCCAGCGUAGCGCUUUUAUUGGGUUGCAUAUGUAGCAUUUAGUUAAGACUUAGUUAAGUUAUCAGAUUGUGCAGGAGCUUAGCUAGUUCCAUAAUGAUUUGCGCUUGGAGACCGUUCACACUGUCAGUAGUUACUGCGCCAGUCAGCAGUAGAUCGCAUUUUUCAAAUCAUUUCAUAUUCCUAAAGCAAAACGUUUUUCAGCACUUAAUUGCAGUAAGUUACUGCUGCAAAGUUCAUUAAAAAUUACUGCUACUGCAGUAAGCAAAUAGACCAUGUUGUUUUAUUAAUUAUUGCAACACUGAUUUACUGUUACUUUGCUGCACUCUCACAGCUGUGCAGUAAGUCGUUAGAGUACUUAUGCGAACAAAAUUUACUGCUGGCAGUCAAACACACAAUGUUUACAGUUAGCCUUUUAACACAGUAGUGCUGUGUUUCCACUGACUUGCUGCUGCCAGUGUUUCCACUGCAAUGCAGUAAGUUUCAAUGUCAAUAAGAGUAGCAGUAUUCAGCUGUUCGCAUACAAACGUAUCGGAGUCAGUUACUGCAGUUAAAUACUUGACUGCACAGUUUUACAAUUUCAAUGUGUUUCCACUGCUAUGCAGUAAGUUUUUGCUUUGUCAGUUAGAACCUUAGCUUACAGACAGUUACUGCAGCCAGUUAAUUACUAAACUGCUCAGUUUUCUCAUAUGUAAUGCGGUUUGCACUGCAAUGCAGUGAGCUAAUGCUGCCAGGAUAAUCAAGUAAUUGCCUAAUGCCAUACUUAUUUUUAGCGUGUUUCCACUGCAAAGCAACUGCAGAAUGCAGUGUGAACGGCCUACAAAUCGAUCAAACUGAUAUUUAGAUAAAUUGAGCAAGCAAACUAAACGAUGAUGAUGAUGAUGAUGAUAAUGAUGAUGAUAAUGAUGCUGGUGAUGAAUACGAUGUUAAUGUUAGAGAAAAGAACUAUGUAAUACCUAUGCUAAGUUUUUUGAUACUUACAACUUUGUAGCUAGUUAAACCCAUAAACGAAUGCGUCCAAUUGCGUCCAAGUCGAACGCGACUCCUGCCAAAAAAAAAAAGCUGGCCAACUGGUUGCUAACUACCAAGUUUUGAGGCCAAAAAUCGAAACUCUCGAAUCUAGAAAUAAUGAACAGCCAAAAAUGGGACAACGAAUGGACAGCUCUGCCUGAGGGCAAGGCUUUAGUGACUCUUAUUUAACAUACAAUUCGAUAAGCAACAGCUUAUCGGGCGGGUUGUAGGGCGCACACACUCACACACACACACACAAAUACACACACGCCAUCCAGCCAAAAGAAAUUUGGAAGCAUAUAAAAUAUGUGUCGACUGUUUUUUUUUAUUUAGAGAGAAUAAUAUCGCAAUUGGUAGCAAGUCAAAUUAGUUUAGGUUCACACUGGAUUAGCUUAGGUUCACACUGGAUUAGCCGGUGUGAAUGGGGCUUUUGAAUUGUAUUUUCUUUGAAUUCUUUUACUUUUUUGAAUUAACAAUGAAAUUGCCUUACGUAUAAUAUGAACUAUUUAUUGUAUUUGUAGCUUAACAUUAAACUUUAUACACUUUAUGGCAUUUUGCAAUUGUCAUUUGUCCAGUAAAAGGUAAAACAAAACAAAAAAAUAAACAAAAAGAAAAAGUAAAAGUUACAGUAAAAAGUACUCGUAGUAGCGGUAAAAAGAAAAUUUUAAGAAUUCCCACUUUUUUAUUUCCUCAACUAUUUACAGCAUAUUUACAUGCAUUUUUGUCAGAUAAAGAUACAGUUAGAUGCGUUUAGGCAACGUUUGUGGGCUAUUAGAGGGGGGAACGGUGGGGAGGGGGGUUUUAUGAUAACAUACAGCAAAACCUAUGUAUGUGUAUGUAUGUGCAUUUUGUAUAUUAUUUCACAUUGAAAUUGUUGAAAGCUAACAAAUUAUACGAAAUAAAAUACAAAACAAAUGAACAAGUACAUUUAUCAGCUUUAAUAGAAAUUCUAAAAAAAAAAUUUAAAA